This is a messenger RNA of Hypanus sabinus (Atlantic stingray), 985 nucleotides long. Its product is annotated as late histone H2A.2.2-like. Lineage: Eukaryota; Metazoa; Chordata; Chondrichthyes; Myliobatiformes; Dasyatidae. The record is from RefSeq and is a predicted model, not a curated record. Gene Ontology annotation, molecular function: DNA binding; protein heterodimerization activity; structural constituent of chromatin. Gene Ontology annotation, cellular component: nucleosome. The transcript has a single exon. Bases 8 to 400 code for a protein of 130 amino acids.
UGUGAAAAUGAGUGGACGAGGGAAAACCGGUGGUAAGGCUAAGAGCAAGCCCAAGUCUCGCUCGUCUCGGGCCGGACUGCAGUUCCCGGUGGGCCGUGUUCACAGGCACCUGAGAAAGGGUAAUUAUGCUGAGCGGGUGGGUGCCGGAGCCCCAGUCUACCUGGCUGCUGUACUCGAGUACCUGACGGCUGAAAUCCUCGAGUUGGCCGGCAACGCGGCCCGAGACAACAAGAAGACCCGCAUCAUCCCCAGACACCUGCAGCUGGCCGUCCGCAACGACGAGGAGCUCAACAAGCUGCUGGGAGGGGUGACCAUCGCUCAGGGCGGGGUACUGCCCAAUAUCCAGGCCGUGCUUUUGCCCAAGAAAUCCGGCGGACCCGCCAACCCCAAGGGCAAAUAAACAAGUGAAACGUCAGUUAAAAGACCCAAAGGCUCUUUUCAGAGCCACCCAUAUUGUCUGCGGAAAGGGGUGAUGGGGGUGACUCCAGCUUUUUUCGAUCUGCGCUCCAUUCGUAGCGUAUUAAACUCUGAAGCGCGUUUCCUUCCCUGAAAAUAGUAUUAUUCUGCAUACAGCGCUCUCUCUGAACCUGGCCUCCGUUCUAGUCCCGUAUUUUACCGAGAAUUAAUGUUUUUCUACCUCUUGGAUGACUGCAGAGCGGUGCUUGAUUGGCGGUAAAUUGCCUAAUCUCAUUAGGGAUUUCCCAGUUCUGAGAGGAAAUGCCCGAUUGGAGAGCGUCCUUAUUCGCCAAUGAACAGGCAAUAGGAGAAGCGCCAAAACUAACGGCCAGACCACUAAAAUUGUGAAAGCUGUAACGUCCGCGAAGAGAAAGAUAAUUUUAUAGAACCGUCCGAAAGUUUGUGUGUGUAUUUAUAUUAUGUUUGUGAAUGGGGCCACAUGAUCCUGAUCCGUUUUUAAUAAACUGCGCGAAUUAAGUCUAAUGUUCAAAGUAAAAUUAUCAAACUGUGUAGAGAAUGUGCAGCCGUG